This is a messenger RNA of Symbiodinium sp. CCMP2592, 867 nucleotides long. The record is from the annotation of a GenBank genome assembly. Lineage: Eukaryota; Dinophyceae; Suessiales; Symbiodiniaceae.
AUGGUGACCAUGGGAGCAGAAACCAGGGGAGAGGACCCGAAGGGGUCCGAGCCGCUGAAGGCUCCGGAGCCCGGUCCUUCGCCGUUGUCCAGACUGGGCGGCCUAGCUCGUCUCUGCGCAUGCAGGCGCAGGAAGAGCAAAGAGGAGGAGGCAGACGCAGCCCAAGCGCGCUACGAGCAGCUCCUCAAGAUAGGCAGCGCCGUGGACCAGCGCAAAAGAGAAGAUUGGUACGAUCGCCUGGCUUGGUGGACCGACGUCAAGACGAAGAGCGGCGCCCGCGUUUUCGUCCUGGCGCCGCGAGGCCCCAGGGGCGAGACGGAGUAUGGCAUCAACAUGCACGAGCUCUUGGCCUAUGCCCUCUCGAAGAUGCACCGAGUGGUUGCCGAGGAGGACACGCGCUUUGCAGUGGUUUGGGUCCAGCUCAGCGACCAUCGAGUCGGACCCUGGCAGUGCUUCCGGUUUGCGGAAAGCCUUCACGAGAGGUACGCAGCCAACCUCGAGGCCAUCCAUGUUGUCCAUCCUUCCUGGACGACGCGAAUUCUGAGGUUGGUGCUGUGGCCGCUGGCCAGUGAGGAGUUCUGGGAUUACUUUCACUCCCAUGAACGGAUCGAGUUCCUCGAUGUGGCGCUCGACAUGAGGAAAUUUCGGCUGCCAAAAGACAUCAUGGAGUACGACAAGUGGCUGGACCAGCAGGCCGCUGAGCUUCACAAGCAGCAGGCGAUGAAGCAAGGAGCCAUGAUGUCUGGAAGUUUUGGCAGCAUGGCCUCCGGCAUGGACGAAGAGAGGAAAAAGAUGGAUCAGCAAAUGGAGGACAUGAAGCGGAUACUUGAACAGAAGGGAUAUGGUUCCAGCGGGAAGCAGGACUGA